AUGUGGAGUGAAGUAAAGAUUGUACAUGGUAAACCACGCCAUAGUCAGUCUCAAGGAUCAGUAGAAAGGGCUAAUAGGGACAUAGAGGAAAUUUUGUCUGCGUGGAUGGAAGAGAACAAUUCAAAGGAUUGGCCCAACGCCUUAGAUAUCGUUCAAUUCCGUAAAAAUCGAUCGCUUCACUCAGGAAUAGGUCGUUCGCCUUUUGAGGCGAUGUUUGGUUGCUUUGCACAAGUCGGACUUUUAUCAAUUGGAAUUCCUGAAUCAGAAAUUAAUAAUAUCAAUACUGAGGAAGACAUCGAAAGGAUUUGCGCGGAAAAUGCGGAUAAUGAAAUCACAACAAGUGUGACUGACACACCUGUAACAACAGAAACAAAUUUAGAGUUUCCGAAUAUUGAAAGCACUGUUCAAAGUAAUCACAUUUCUAACACAGUCACAGAUACUCCGAAUGCCACAGACGACUUUCAAGUUCCUUCUACAUCCCGCCAAGACUCAAAUUUGGACUUAUCUAUGCCUGAGACUCCAAUAAAAAAACGACUUCGAACCAUUUCGGAAAACAGGGAAAAUGCAAGAGAGAUCUUGGGAAGGCAAGCAAUAAAAAUGUUGAAGUUAUCUGCUCAAAACCUAACGACUGUUUCCAUUGGGUCUACGGUUAAAAUACCAAUUCCUGAUGUGGACAGGGCUAGGGGUACACCACGAAACGUUUUAGCAGCAAUUAUUAACAUUGACAAUGAUUAUUACACUCUGGGAAACGAGCACGGAACUCUAAAUAAGAAAUACGUGCGAAGCGAAUUUUAUAAAUGCGACGCAAACCUAAUUAUGGUUGAAGAUGUUUUGUGA
This is a messenger RNA of Leptopilina heterotoma, 837 nucleotides long. RefSeq names its product KRAB-A domain-containing protein 2-like. The transcript is spliced from 4 exons. The record is from RefSeq and is a predicted model, not a curated record. Lineage: Eukaryota; Metazoa; Arthropoda; Insecta; Hymenoptera; Figitidae. Gene Ontology annotation, molecular function: nucleic acid binding. Gene Ontology annotation, biological process: DNA integration. Bases 1 to 837 code for a protein of 278 amino acids.